Molecule: messenger RNA, 1830 nt
Organism: Aspergillus aculeatus ATCC 16872
Lineage: Eukaryota; Fungi; Ascomycota; Eurotiomycetes; Eurotiales; Aspergillaceae
Exons: 2
Coding region: 1-1830 (609 amino acids)
Source: RefSeq, a predicted model, not a curated record
AUGGCUGAAGGUAUUUCUACCUCGCUCCAGACCUGCCCUGCGGAUUCUCAGAGGCUUCCUGCCCUCGAGGUUCUUCCGUCUCCCCCAUGUAUUUCUCAUCUGCAUGUGAAUGAUCCGGGGCUUACACCUUCCCCUGGGUCCCAGCUGCAGCGCUCUCCCGAUGCCACCCGAAAUGGAGAACACGGCCAGUCCGUUGAAGAAGCAAAUUCCACCUCAGUCGACCAGCACAUUGCGCCCAUACCCACGGACCGACCCAAGAAUACCACAACGGACUUGAGAGACGAAGAGACUGAACACACAAUAAGCGAGCACAGUACAUCGCGCCUGUAUGAAGAUUCGUCGGCAACGACUGCGCCCCAGCUGGACCUUCAUGACUCGCCUACUGCGCCUUUAACGGAGACAGCGGACUUGUACGAUCCUUUGUUCGACUCUGAGCUGAUGUUUCAUGAGCUUGACGCCGCUUUCGACUCACGCAAGCGAGCUGGCGCGGAAGCAUUUGAGCAACCAGACCUCUGGCAGCAGGCCUCGAAAAGGCAGGCUAUUGAAUCAAUCCGGGAUGAAAUUACCAUAACGCCAGACAAAACACCGUCACUGUCUUCUCUCGACUCGGCCUUGCAGCCUGAUCGAACCGGAACUGGUCCUCACACACCAUCGGACCCUGACCAGCAGUCAACGCCUGCGGCCUUGUUCGAAGCUUUCGGUUCAUUGUUUGAGGAUUCACCCUUUGAUGGUCCCAUGGAGCUUUCCUAUGAUGGACUGCCUGACUUUGACUUUCAUGAGCUAAGCCAGGAGCUGGCCAGCGUCAAGGCACCUCCUAAUGUCAACAUCGCCCCUGAGGAUACGCUAUCAAUCAGCGAGAUCACGAAAGAGCGGUUCUCUAUCGACGACCAAGAUCUGAUUGACUGCACAAGCCGAGAGAUUCUGCAGCGGGUGCACCAAGAGCCACCUUACGUAUCACCAUAUCCAACUUACGCCGGGCCUCUGGGCUACCUGCCGUCUGCUCCCAACAUUCAUGUCCAAUAUAUCGAGGUCGCAGAGGAUAAGGCCAACUUCCGCUUGACCUCAUUGAGAAACCGGGUGCAGCAGCUUUCAGUGGAGCGACACAAGCUGAGGACUAAACUGGAUCAUAUAACGGAAAUGAGCACGAUCGACAGGCGAACGGGAAAGACGCACUACGAACUGCUCCGCGAACAGAAUGCUAUGCUGCGACGGGUUUGCACUCAGCAUCAGAACAGGGUGGAACGAUACAAAAAAGAGGCGGAUGAAUGGAAGAGCAAGCUUCAUGACCUUGGCACUGUCUAUAACAAUCUCCUAUAUGAGAUCCAGGUACAAAAGCAGACGCCGGCGGUCGCGGGGAUUCCUAAUGGGUACAAACCUCCCCAAAAGAUCCAGCCUGCACCGAAUCAGCAAGCCAUUGCCCCAAUACCCGGCGCAUCUCUCCAGCGCCCUAUCGCUCCCAGCCCGCCCAAACGCGAACCGGUGACGAUCGACUUGACUGCCGACGAUCCACCGGACACGGCCAGCCCAACCCCAGCGGAGAAGCAGCGUCAAGCAGAGAUGCUCCAAUCCCUUCGCAGCAAAAAGUACGCUUGGCUGACGGACGCUGACGCGGUCGACCGCCACAGUACUAGUCUCCGCUCACGGCAAGGUUUUUGCGGCAAUGGCGGUGGGCCCCAGGCCCUGGAAACAAUGGGGGAGGAAGCAGCCGAACGGAUCAACCUCUCCGCCUCCGGGCUUGCGUCAGCCGGUCGCAUCGAACCCUCCGAUCACGACAAUGCUGAUGAUGAUUUGGCUCGUAUGAUGGAGGAAGAGCUCGCACAGGGUUGUUGA